Macadamia integrifolia is the source of this 1743-nucleotide messenger RNA. RefSeq names its product cold-regulated protein 27-like. NCBI's taxonomy places the organism in Eukaryota, Viridiplantae, Streptophyta, Magnoliopsida, Proteales, Proteaceae. The coding region runs from base 171 to 1202 and encodes 343 amino acids. The record is from RefSeq and is a predicted model, not a curated record. The transcript has 6 exons. Gene Ontology annotation, biological process: response to cold; regulation of circadian rhythm.
UCUCUCUCUCUAACAGUGGCGUCGCCCUUGCCCCCACUCUUUGCCCCCACUCUUUCAAAGGCAGCCUUCUUCGUUGUUACUCUCUCUCUCUAAAGAUUUUGAAACCAAUUUGGUGUUUUUCCUCAUUACUCCAAAUUUAGCGUAAGAAGUUUUGCUUUAUUUAGUUAAUAAUGGAAGGGAAUCUCAGUCAAGGGGCGCCACCGCCUUCAUCGGAUCCAGCCAUGGACAGUAGUUGCAGAAGAACGAUGGGUUCCGAGACAUCUGGGCUCACCGGAGACAAUUUCAGAACUCUUCUUGAAGAAGAAAAAGAAGAAGAGGAAGAGAUGGACAGCUUGAUGGCAGGAUCAAUGUUCACAGAAUGGACGGAUGAGAAGCACAGCCUAUACCUCAAUUCCAUGGAAGAGUUGUUUGUGAAACAGCUACAUGACGACAAAGAGUUACUUGCUGGGCAUUCAAAGAAUGAAGCCAUGCUCCAGAGAAACUCCUCAGGACAACUGAAUGAGAACAAUCAUGUCUCAUCUGGUCAGUUCAAAGUUCUUUGGAAUGGCUGCUGGCAGAAAAAUGAUAUUGAAAGAAUCCAACCUCAGUCGAUUGGUGCCUCUGACCUUCACAGUCUAUCAAAAAAUCCAUGGAUCCAGCAUUUUAGGUGUUCUGGCAAACAGGGAGAAGUAAAAUCAGCCAUUCCAGAAGAGAAUGGUUUGCAUUUUACCCAGGCUGUUCGCUUGGGAGGAACAAACAGAACAUCCUGUGGAGUGGUUACAAGUCCAAAGUGGCUUCCUGCAGAUCAGCCACUAUUGAUUCACCAGGACUUUGUUGGAAGCAAUACAGAUCAGAGGUUUAUGAAUUUUGAAAGAAUCCAACCUCAGUCGAUUGGUGCCUCUGACCUUCACAGUCUGUCAAAAAAUCCAUGGAUCCAGCAUUUCAGGUGUUCUGGGAAACAGGGAGAAGUAAAAUCAGCCAUUCCAGAAAAGAAUGGUUUACAUUUUACCCAGGCUGUUCGCUUGGGAGGAACAAACAGAACAUCCUGUGGAGUGGUUACAAGUCCAAAGUGGCUCCCUGCAGAUCAGCCGCUAUUGAUUCACCAGGACUUUGUUGGAAGCAAUACAGAGGUAUCAGAUCAGAACUUCAUUGAAGAAGAUCAUGAUGGAAAGAAGUGUAGUAGUGUGUGCAGCACAAAGAGGAUGAAGACACUCAACUGCUGAUGUUUCAAGCAAAGAUCAAGUUAUUCCGUAUGGGAAGUUUCCUUUAAUAUCAGAUUAUGAUGAGAAUCGUGCUUCUAUGAGAACAGAAGAAACUGGUAGUAGUGGUUCCAAUCAGAAAAUGAAAUAGAUCUGUAUGCCCAAAAUCUGUAGUGCAUAUCAGUCAUGACCAUAAUCUCAAGGCUGGUGAUUGUCGUGGUAGUGGUAGCUACAACUUGCAACUGAAGUUUGAAGUUAUUGAAUCCAGGAAAGAGAGAAGUAAAAAAGCAGAAGGAAAAGUGAAUUAGCUGCUGCUAAUUGGUUCUUUGCUAGUGUUGCGCCGAGGAUAUUAGAGUGAAGAAAAAUAGAAGCUGAUGAGGCAUAUACAAAAGAGUUUAGAAUUCCUUUUAUGCAUUAUAUAUUUGCCAUUUAUUCGUUAAAGUGUGUGCAUUGAACUUCUUUGUAGGCAAUAUGCACUAUAAAGUGUUGGUUCAGUUGAACUUGUACCGUAUAUAAUUAUUCUUGGAUAAGCUAUGUAUAAAUGAUAGUUGUGGCUUUCAAGUUC